Messenger RNA from Mesoplodon densirostris (Blainville's beaked whale), 2018 nucleotides. RefSeq names its product 3-ketodihydrosphingosine reductase (gene KDSR). Gene Ontology annotation, biological process: sphingolipid biosynthetic process. Gene Ontology annotation, molecular function: 3-dehydrosphinganine reductase activity. Lineage: Eukaryota; Metazoa; Chordata; Mammalia; Artiodactyla; Ziphiidae. The coding region runs from base 73 to 1071 and encodes 332 amino acids. The transcript is spliced from 10 exons. The record is from RefSeq and is a predicted model, not a curated record. Gene Ontology annotation, cellular component: endoplasmic reticulum membrane.
AUCGCCGGCGCAGCCGAGCCCUGCGCGCCUGUGCCUGCGCCGCCCGCCCCAGGCCCCGGCCUCGGCCGAGCGAUGCUGCUGCUGGCGGCCGCCUUCCUCGUGGCGUUCGUGCUGCUGCUCUACAUGGUGUCUCCGCUCAUCAGCCCCAAGCCCCUCGCCCUGCCCGGGGCGCAUGUGGUGGUUACAGGAGGCUCCAGUGGCAUCGGAAAAUGCAUUGCUAUCGAGUGCUAUAAACAAGGAGCUUUUAUAACCCUGGUUGCCCGAAAUGAGGACAAACUGUUGCAGGCAAAGAAAGAAAUCGAAAAACACUCUAUUAAUGAUAAACAGGUGGUGCUUUGUAUAUCAGUUGAUGUAUCUCAAGACUAUAGCCAAGUAGAGAAUGUCAUAAAACAAGCACAAGAGAAACUGGGCCCAGUGGACAUGCUUGUAAACUGUGCGGGAAUGUCACUUGCAGGAACAUUUGAAGAUCUUGAAGUUAGUACUUUUGAAAGAUUAAUGAGCGUCAACUACCUGGGCAGCGUGUACCCCAGCCGAGCGGUGAUCACCACCAUGAAGGAACGCCGCGUGGGCAGGAUUGUCUUCGUGUCCUCCCAGGCAGGGCAGUUGGGCUUGUUUGGUUUCACAGCCUACUCUUCAUCCAAGUUUGCCAUCAGGGGAUUGGCGGAAGCUUUGCAGAUGGAGGUGAAGCCGUAUAAUGUGUACAUCACAGUUGCCUACCCACCAGACACAGACACCCCCGGGUUUGCAGAAGAAAACAAAACCAAGCCUUUGGAGACUCGUCUUAUUUCAGAGACCACAUCUGUUUGCAAACCAGAACAAGUGGCCAAACAAAUUGUUAAAGAUGCCAUACAAGGAAAUUUCAACAGUUCCAUCGGCUCAGACGGGUACAUGCUCUCGUCCCUGACCUGUGGAAUGGCUCCGGUAACUUCCAUCACUGAAGGGCUCCAGCAGGUAGUCACCAUGGGCCUCUUCCGUACGAUUGCUUUGUUUUACCUUGGAAGCUUCGACAGUAUAGUUCGUCGCUGCAUGAUGCAGAGAGCGAAAUCUGAAAUUGCAGACAAAACUGCCUAAUUCUUAUCCCUUGGAAAAAGACUUUCUAAAUAAUUUGACCAGCUUGCUGCUAAACGGGACGCAGCGUUUGGCCUGCAGACAUUCAUGUCUCGCUUUCGAAUCUGUGAGAUUGGACCAGUGCUCUUCAGAAACCUGGCUGCAAGCAGGGGGAUAGACGUUCAACUCCAGAGAAUAUUAUUAAUACUAUGCAAAUUUGGAGCAGGAGACCACUUGAUUCUCCGAGGCGGAGAAGUGAUGGUAAGGGAAUUCAUAGCGUGUGAGCAGGGUAAAGGUCAGGAUUCCAGAGUGAUCACUGAAAUUUUUUUUCUAUUUAUUCUUUUUUUUCCCUGGUAGAGAUCAAGUCCAGAAAUGUACUUUCCAAGCACUUUUUUAACCUUUAAUGAGAGGCAGUUUAUGGGUUUCUGGGGCCUUUUUCUUUUCUUUUUUCUUUUUUUCUUUUUAACUUGGUGUAUUUUAUUCCAGAUGCAUUUUAUACAUUGCUGUUGUGUCUGAGUGCAUAGUAACGUCCCUCACUUACUCUGUUGCUGGUGGACUCUCGUGGCUUCUCUCUCUUUGAUCCCAUAAAACUACAAGGGGGAUGGGAGAGGGCAAUGCAGUGGAACAAAGGAGGUGAAUAUUUUCCAGUUGGAAAAAAUAAGGCUUUCUUGUCUUCUUUAGACUCAAAUGCUUAGGGCACUGUUCAUUUUUUGUUCACCGGGAAAGGCAGGCUCUAAAAUGUUUUCUGAAGAGAAGGCAGAUCUUAGAAGCUUAAAAGUUUACAAUUAAUUCAAUAGCCAUGAUGACCUGAAGCUCACCCAUUCCAUUGUCUUAUUCUUCCCAUAUCUUCCUUUCCAAUUUUGCUUAUACUGCUAUAAUAUUUUUGUAAAAAAAAAGAGAAGACCAGUUUUUUUGACUUGACUUUUUAAAUUAAUUAAUGAAUUUAUUAAAGCAAAUGAAAAAAUUAGAAA